Molecule: messenger RNA, 507 nt
Organism: Podospora anserina S mat+
Lineage: Eukaryota; Fungi; Ascomycota; Sordariomycetes; Sordariales; Podosporaceae
Exons: 1
Coding region: 1-507 (168 amino acids)
Molecular function (GO): oxidoreductase activity, acting on the CH-OH group of donors, NAD or NADP as acceptor; NAD binding
Source: RefSeq, a predicted model, not a curated record
AUGCUAGCCGCAAACAACCCCUCCAUCGCAGACAGCAUCAGACCUUACAUCCAGCCCAUGAUCAGCGCAGCCAUCUACUGCGGCCCCGUCGGCUCCGGCCUCAAGAUGAAAUACGCCGUCAACACCUUCCUCAUCACCGUGACCGUCGGCUUGGCCGAGGCCGCGAACCUGGCUUCGGCACAGGGGCUGGACCUUAACGCCUUUGGGCAGGUGCUCGAGGCUGGGCCGAUGGCCUCUGCUUACUCAAAGCUUAAAGUUGACAAGAUUCUCAGGGAGGAUUGGUCAGCUCAGGCUACCAUAAAGGACUGCUACAACAGCACUCAGCUUAUCACGGCCGCUGCGGAAGGUGCAGGCGCCGAGACGCUCCUGACCCAGUUGUGUGGCUCAUUAUACAAACGGGCGAUUGAGUCUGGGCUUGCUGAAGAAGACAUGAUAUCUGUGGUCAAGCGUCUGCCAAAAAGAGGCGAUGAAGAGUGUUGUGAUAAAAAAGGGGGCUUUCAAGGCUGA